Chironomus riparius is the source of this 1849-nucleotide messenger RNA. Lineage: Eukaryota; Metazoa; Arthropoda; Insecta; Diptera; Chironomidae. The record is from the annotation of a GenBank genome assembly.
AGAUUAUUAAGCUUGACAAUGACAUUCACGAGUUGAAAAAAAAAAGAGAUAAAAAUAGAAAGUUAUAAUUAGCUAUAAUUGUGAUAAUAUUUAGAAGAAAAAGUUAUUAAUUAAUGCACGAUGCCUUGUAAACAAAAAAUUGCCUAAGGAAAUUAAAGUUUAUAAAAGAAGUAAAGGAAGAAGAGCACAAAAAUGUCUACAAUAAUGACAACAUUAAUGACCCCAACAAUAAUAUCCUCAACGCCUAUAAGCAUAGACAGUCAAACGAUUAAUAUUACUUCGGAGACAUGCUUCUCGAAAUUUGAGGAUUUUUUAUAUGCAGCAGACACAAUAUACUGUAAUUGGACAUACGAUAGCUUAUUGUGUUGGCCUCCAACAAAAUCAGGUGAAACUGCAAGACUUCGCUGCCCUCCAGGAAGAGGAAUAGAUCCAUCAAAAUUCGCUGAGCGUCGCUGCAGCAAUGAUGGAAAGUGGGAAGGAAGACUAGGGUCAACAGAUAGUGCACGAGGAUGGACGAACUAUACACCAUGUUAUCUACCAGAAAUUUUAGAGCUAAUCACAAAAAUGGGUGAAGAUAGAGGGAUUAAAAUGAAAAUUGCUGAGCGAACGCGAACGAUGGAGAUUAUUGGUUUAAGCAUUUCUCUAUUAGCAUUAGUUGUAUCACUUAUCAUAUUUUAUCGAUUUCGAAGCCUUCGUAAUAACCGAACGAGAAUUCAUAAAAAUUUAUUUAUUGCUAUGGUAAUUCAAGUCCUCAUACGAUUAAUAUUGUACAUAGAUCAGGCAAUUUCAAGAGCUGGUGAUGAGGGGAGUCAUGGAAUUGACAAUACGCCAUAUUUAUGUGAGGGUUCAUACAUCCUCCUCGAAUAUGCACGUACGGCAAUGUUUUUAUGGAUGUUUAUUGAGGGCCUUUAUCUACACAACGUUGUGACUGUGACAGUUUUUCAGGGACGCUUUCCACAUUAUCUAUAUGCAUCCAUAGGUUGGGGACUUCCCAUCAUCAUGACUACAAUUUGGGCAGCAUAUACAGCUGUGCAGAAAGUUAAUCAAAAGUGCUGGUUUGGAUAUAAUUUAACGCCUUACUAUUGGAUACUGGAAGGACCUCGUCUGACUGUUAUCAUAUUAAAUCUUAUAUUUCUACUAAACAUCAUUCGAGUUCUUGUUGUGAAGCUCCGACAAAGCCAUACGGGUGAAGUGGAGCAAGUGCGGAAAGCUGUUAGAGCGGCAAUUGUUCUCUUGCCAUUGUUAGGAAUAACAAAUAUGUUAAAUAUGGUGAAUUCUCCACUAGAUCAUUCGCCUUUGGAAUUUGCUUUAUGGUCGUAUGGAACGCAUUUUUUGACGUCAUUUCAAGGAUUUUUUAUAGCUAUGAUAUAUUGCUUCCUUAAUGGGGAGGUGCGUACCGCGAUUCUUAAGUCUAUAAGUGUAUAUAUGUCAUUACGUGGACACCACGAUUGGGCCAUGAGACGACCGUCAAUGUUCUCUGGUAACUAUCCAACUGCUGCCGAUACUGAGCAACAAGUGCCACAGCCGUUGAAUGUUCAUAAUAUUAAUAAAUCAAACAAACAGUCGCAAGGGACUCAACGAAUGCGAAGUAAUUGGAUAAGAUUAUUCUUUUCGCCAAAGCAAAUCAAUCAGAUGCCUGUGGAGCAACCAGAGUCAGUUGUGUUUGAUAUUUCCGAUUAAUUUGUCCAUAUCCAUGUCAACUACACAAAAUAAAUAUAAAUUUAUACAAAUAAAUACUUACACACAAUACUAAGAAAUAAUCAAAAUAAAAUUUGAUCAAAAUCAAACCAAAAAAGUGCGCAAAAUAUAAAAAAAAAUUCAUUAAGAUUUUUUUUCUGUACAUUUGUAU